Gaeumannomyces tritici R3-111a-1 is the source of this 801-nucleotide messenger RNA. RefSeq lists its product as hypothetical. The transcript has 3 exons. Gene Ontology annotation, cellular component: membrane. The record is from RefSeq and is a predicted model, not a curated record. The coding region runs from base 1 to 801 and encodes 266 amino acids. Gene Ontology annotation, biological process: polysaccharide biosynthetic process. NCBI's taxonomy places the organism in Eukaryota, Fungi, Ascomycota, Sordariomycetes, Magnaporthales, Magnaporthaceae.
AUGACUCGAGACGAAGAGAAGGCAUCGCUGUUACAAGACGACAAGACCCUGUCCGACAUCGAGAGCGGCGCGGGUAGGGCCGAGAUCGAGACCAGAUUCCCGCGCGCCUCCCGGGCUCGGUCGGCCGUCUUCUUUCUCGUGCCGAGCUUCCUGCGCCAUAACCAUGGCCUCACCGCCGCCGCUGCCGUCUCGGGCAGGGACUUUCGGCACUCGCGGACCAGGAUGGACCGGCUCGGUCCGACGUCGUACCUCGACGGCAUGCGCGGCGUCGCGGCCUUUGUCGUCUUCCUCUGCCACUACUUCUACACGUGCUUCCGCAUCGCCGAGGGCUGGGGCUACGGUGGCAACGACGGCGCCCUCACGCUCCCCGUGCUCAGGCUGUGGUACCAGGGCCCGCCCAUGGUCGCCUCAUCAACGCCAUCACCGUCGGAGGAGUUCUCGGCCACGCUGUUGUCCUUCAUCUUCCGCCGUUUCUUCCGCCUGUUCCUGCCCACGGCCGCCUCGACCCUGAUUGUAGUGGUGCUGCUGCGGAUGGGCGUCUACGAGUGGACGCGCGACUUCGCCCACGACGAGCGCUUCAUGCGCAACGUGCAGGAGAUGCACCCGGAGCGGCUGGGCUCGCUGGCCCUGCAGCUGCAAGACUGGGCGCGGGCCAUGUUCGAGUUCGUCCACGUCUGGGACUGGGAGCCGUUCGGCGGCAGCACCGCAUACGACGUCCACCUCUGGACCAUCCCCGUCGAGUUCCGCUGCUCCAUGGCCCUUUUCGCGACGCUCGUCGGCGUCGGCCGGCUUCACAGCUAG